This is a messenger RNA of Nannospalax galili (Upper Galilee mountains blind mole rat), 3843 nucleotides long. It is a transcript of the gene Pabpc4l, whose product is annotated as poly(A) binding protein cytoplasmic 4 like. Gene Ontology annotation, molecular function: RNA binding. The record is from RefSeq and is a predicted model, not a curated record. Gene Ontology annotation, cellular component: ribonucleoprotein complex. The transcript is spliced from 2 exons. Bases 640 to 1674 code for a protein of 344 amino acids. NCBI's taxonomy places the organism in Eukaryota, Metazoa, Chordata, Mammalia, Rodentia, Spalacidae.
CAGCUUCCUCCUCCCCCGUCGCCGCCUCCCGCCCUGUGCCAAGCCCUGGGGGGUGAGGGGCGCCGGAGAGGGGCCCGGGCGGAGCGGGGCCCCUCAAAGUGAGAAAGCGGCCGCAGCGCCCUGGGCUGCGAGUUCCGGGUUCUCGCGGCCAGCCGCCCACGGAGCAGGGAGCCGGUGUCCGCAGCCGGGCCGACGGGGGAACGCCGCCUAGCGUGCACCCCGCUUCCCCCGCGCUGGGCCCUGCGUCCGGCCCCGGGCCUCCGCCUCCGCCCGCCCUGAGGCUGCCGCUCCCGUUCACGCGGCGCCGGAAUUCCUGCCGCGAGCAAGGCCUGGGUGUCCGCGGAAAAGCCCCAGCUGCGAGCGGAAAGAUGGAGGGCCUGCCCCGCCGGCCACUCUCAAGUUGUUCCUGAGUUGGAAGGAGCGCGGUCAGCGCCCUGGAAGGCAGGGCUCCUCCAUCUCCAUGAGCGCUUGGAGCGCUUGGCCGGGCCGCGACAGCCGCAGCUGACCCCAGCUGGGCCUCGCAGCGCUCAUCCCCAGGCCAGAGCGCCCUAGCUGGACCUGACUGUGGUCUAGCCUCUUUUCUGGAAGGAUCCCCCGGGAGUUCCUGGGGAACGGGCUUGUGGUGGUGGAAGGAAAGACAUGAGCGUGGAAGCCAAGUACCGGCUGGCCUCCCUGUACGUGGGUGACCUGCACGAAGAUGUCACCGAGGACCUGCUGUUUAAGAAGUUCAGCUCAGUAGGGCCUGUGCUCUCCAUCCGCAUCUGUAGGGACCUGGUCUCACGCCGUUCCCUGGGCUAUGCCUAUGUCAACUUCCUGCAGCUGGCGGAUGCCCAGAAGGUUCUGGACACCAUGAACUUUGACCUGAUUAAAGGAAAAUCCAUCCGUCUCAUGUGGUCUCAACGGGAUGCCCAUUUGAGAAAAUCAGGAAUUGGGAAUGUGUUUAUCAAGAAUCUGGAUAAAUCCAUUGAUAACAAAACUUUGUAUGAACACUUCUCAGUGUUUGGAAAGAUCCUGUCUUCCAAGGUGAUGAGUGAUGAGGACGGCUCCAAGGGCUAUGGCUUCGUGCACUACCAGGAGCAGAGUGCUGCAGACAGGGCAAUCGAGGAGAUGAACGGGAAGCUAUUGAGGGACUGUAAGGUGUUUGUGGGCAGAUUCAAAAACCGCAAGGAUCGGGAGGCUGAACUCAGAAGCAAAGCCAGCGAGUUCACCAAUGUGUACAUCAAAAACUUUGGGGAUGACAUGGACGAUGAGAGGUUGAAGGAAAUUUUCAGCAAAUAUGGCCAAACUUUAAGCGUGAAGGUGAUGAAAGAUGUCACUGGGAAGUCCAAAGGCUUUGGGUUUGUGAGUUUUGAUAGCCACGAGGCCGCCAAAAAGGCAGUUGAAGAAAUGAAUGGACAGGAUAUAAAUGGGCAGCCGAUCUUUGUAGGCCAGGCCCAAAAGAAAGUAGAGCGCCAAGCUGAAUUAAAGCAAAUGUUUGAACAGAUGAAAAUGGAAAGAAUCCGCGCGCGUCAUGCGGCCAAGCUCUACAUUAAGAACCUGGACGACACUGUCGAUGAUGAAAUACUGCGAAAGGAAUUUUCGUCAUUUGGGUCCAUUAGCAGAGUUAAGGUUACAGUUCAUCAUGGACAGAGUCAUGGCAGGAACUCAAGGAAGGGACCAGGAGGCAGGAGCUGAAGAAGAGACCAUGGAAGAACGUUGCUUACUGGCUUGUUUACCUGGCCUGAGAUCAACCUGUUUCCUUAUACCACCUAGGAUCACCUGCCCAAGAGUAGUAACUACCACAAUGUGCUGGACCCUCCCACAUCAUUCAAUAAUCAGGAAAAUUCUUCACAAAGAUGGCCACAGGCCAAUCCAGUGGAGGAAGUUCCUCAGUUGAGGUUCCUUUUAGCCAGGUGUGUCAAGUUGACAAAUGAAGCUGUCCAGCACAAGAUUCAUAGAGAGAGGAAGAACAGAGCAUGAGUAGACUAACAGAACUAAAUAACAUAAUACCAGAGUUCAUGACAGACAGUUUUAUCACAGUGAGUGAAGAAAAGUGUCUAAACAGGGCUUGGAAUUUAUGUCUGUUUUACACAUAAAUACAAAAUGCAAUGUGUACCUCUUGCAUAUGUAUCAACUUUAAGUACCAGGUAAUUUAUGGAGAGAUUUUGUUUUGCUUUGUUUGAAACUUAAGCAGUGGUUCGUUGUUUUGGAAAAUCAUGUUACCAGAUGGCAAUACAGCUUAUGGUGUAUUAUGAAUUGUUAGUCUUGAGUAAUUCAUAUGAAAUUAUGAAGCCUAAUGGCACAAAUUUAAACAAAUAUUCUAGAAUAUUUUCUUUAUUUUUAACAUUAUAUAAUAGGACCUAAACUAAUCAUUGUUGAAAAAACAACUGAAAGUGUAUCAAUUUAAGAGCACCUUUACAAAAUUUAAAAGAAACACAGCAACAUAUAAUUUUAAAUUUUAAAGACAUUUUAGAAGAGUUACACUGUCAUUGAGGUGUUUAUAAUUCUUAAAUAACUGAGCUUAUUUUCCCUUUCAUACAUAAAGCACAAAUAAUACAAAAUAUUUUGAACCACUUAAUACUAGAGAACAAAUAAUCUUGCCAGAUGAAUUUGAAGCAAUUUGUAUGAUGAUGAAAGGUAGUUAAACAAUUUUUUUGUCUUGAACUAAGAUCCUGUUUGCAGACAAAAACAAUAUGACAAUGAAAACAUGUAUUUAAUAAAUUGAAGAAAUAUAUUUUUUAAAAAAACACACUGCAAUUCAGAGAUCUUAUAAAUAUUUGACAGUAUUAAAAUUAGUUCAGAAGCAAAAUACCCUGUUCUGAUCACAUUGUUUGUACAACAGAUGAAACACUUACCUGGGUUGAUGGGUAACAUCAGUUUAUGACCAACUUAAAAACGAAACACCAGGUGUUUUAGAAAAUUUUUGCAUUAUUCAUCAACAACAUUUCAUUGCCAAGAAUCUGUGUCAAAGGUUUCACAAAUCAAUGAAAUUUCUAGAGUUUUAAUGCAUAAAAUACAGAAACAAUUAAUACAAAAUGCAUCACAAUCUGUGGAAUAACACAUGAUCUAAUAAAUUUUGGUUCUACACAUUGGUCUCAAAUGGUAUCUAAGGAACUUUCAUAGUAUACAUUUUAUACACUGGAAAACACAAAGAAUGUGUAUUAAGUUGCACACAAUGUUAGAUUUAAACUUUUAUGUUCAUUUAUUUGGAAAAAAGUAAACUUCCAAUUGCAUUUACAGACACAGACUUAGAGGAAAAAAAUAGUUUGCUAGUAGUUGCCUUAAGAAAACAAAUUUGAAUCUAUAAGAUAUUUGAGUUUGGAAAAAAAUUAUAGCAAUAAAACUUUAUGGAUUGGGGAGAGAGUGUAGUGGAAAAACAUUUGCCUAGCAUGGGCAAGGUCAUCAAUUCCCUGGUACAGUAAAAAGGAACUAUUAUUAAAUUCACAGAGUUUCACACAAAGUUGGGAUCACAUUGAAAUUCACUAAUAGAUUUUUCAUAUUGCAUAAAGUCAAGUACAUUUUGGAAUAAAGUGUUUUCAACUAUUUCAAAAUAUAUUGUUCUAGUGAAUUUCAUGUCAUACAUAUUAGAGAUAGGGCUUAUUUAUUUCACUUAGUUUCUGAGUAUCAUCUCAUUCUUCCAUCAGAGGUGUGACUCAUAACUUCUCUAAGACUUUUAGUUGUCUGAUUUUUAAAUUAUUUUUCAUUUGUUCAAUAGCUUUAAAGUAUAUUUUGGUAGGUACUAGCAUCUUUGAAUGUUAGAAUACUCAAGGUAAAAGACAUGUGAAGUAUAACCGAACAGUACCAUAAUGAGCCACGUUCUUGCCAAUUCAUGUUUCCUCAUUCGCUCCCCUUCAAAUGUUUGUA